Molecule: messenger RNA, 3875 nt
Organism: Xenia sp. Carnegie-2017
Lineage: Eukaryota; Metazoa; Cnidaria; Anthozoa; Malacalcyonacea; Xeniidae
Product: DNA ligase 1-like
Exons: 27
Coding region: 286-2919 (877 amino acids)
Biological process (GO): DNA repair; DNA recombination; lagging strand elongation
Cellular component (GO): nucleus; mitochondrion
Molecular function (GO): DNA ligase (ATP) activity; DNA binding; ATP binding
Source: RefSeq, a predicted model, not a curated record
UGUGUGGGAACAGCUUUCUAUGUGUAAUAAAAAUAUGUAGUCCUUACAAAUGCCAUUUUGUGUUCAUUAUUUUAUGGAAGCUGAAAAUGAAAAGUCGAAUGGCCCAACUUCGUAUAUCAGUGAGGGGAGGGGGUAGGGUAGACUACAAUUAUUUCGCAAUCGUAUAAUUACUACAAGUGGCGCCAAAUUUGUGUCGGCACCCAAAGAUAGGAUGGUUAAUGGUUUUUAUUUUUAGUAAUAUAAGUCUGGAAGCUUAUUUCUCUGGUUUCUUAGUUUCCACUCAUCAUGCCUCAACGAAGUAUAUCAUCAUUUUUUACAUCAAAACCUAAAGUGACGGACGAAAGUAACGACACAGAAAACCGAAAGGCGAUCCAUAAAGGUAGCAACGUCGACACUUCGCCCGUCAAAAAAACCAAAAAGAAAAAUAGGAAUAAAGUUUUAAGUGAUAGUGACAACGAGGAGUGUGAUGAAAGUGGUAAUUGUCAAGAGACAAAUGGAAAGAAGGGUGAAUUAGUUCAAAAUUCCUCACUUGAAGAUGACAAUGGUGAAGUGGGAAGUGUGAAAGAAGCUUCCUCUUCUAGUGGUGAGAAAAAACCACCCAAACGAAAGACUGCACGUAAACACAUGCGAAAGAGAAAAGCAGACGAGAACAGCUCGAGCAACAGCUCAGAAAGUCAUGAGGAGAUUCAAACAAAAAAACUGAAGGUUUGCGAUGAUGAUGUAAUGAAAUGUGAGCCGAAGGAGGAAUGUGAAAAUAGGAAAGAGUCUACUUUGUCAGAAAGUGAAAAUGAAACAAUGUCUGGUUCCAAACCAAAUGGAAACACAACAUCAAAGACUACAGGCAAGCUAUCAAAAACAGUUGAUUAUUUUUUUGAACAAGGACCCAAAGAAGAUGAGAAAAAUGAAACACUUACAGAUGAUGAAGAAAUUGUUGAUCCUGUUGUGUACAAUCCAGAAAAGAAUUGCUACCAUCCUUUAAAACAUGCAUGUUGGAAACACAAGGAAAGAGUUCCAUACUUGGCUCUUGCAAGAACAUUUCAGUGUAUUGAAAGCACUUCAGCGAGGUUGAAAAUCACCUCUACUUUGUCGAAUCUCUUUCGUUCCGUGAUCGCCCUAACUCCUCAAGACCUACUGCCAUGUUUAUAUCUAUGUUUAAACAAGCUUGCUCCAUCUUAUGAAGGUAUUGAACUGGGUAUUGGCGACGGUUUGUUGAUUAAAGUUAUCGCAGAAACGACAGGUCGCAGUACACAGCAAGUAAAAUUGGAGUUUGGUGAAAAGGGAGAUUUAGGAAUCGUAGCUGAGGCCAGUCGGUCAACGCAACGAACAAUGUUCACUCCAGCCAAGUUGACAGUUUCCACAGUUUACAAUAAAUUGAAGGAAAUAGCGUUGAUGACGGGACAUUCGUCAGUCAACCGCAAAGCCGACAAAGUAAAAAGUAUGUUUGUUGCAUGUAGACAGUCUGAAGCAAGAUAUUUGACAAGAUCUUUGGCCGGUAAACUUCGCAUUGGCCUGGCAGAGCAAACAGUCCUUACAGCCCUAGCUCAUGCGGUCGUUCUAACUCCACCAAGUAACGAUUUCCCACCAGAAACAUUAGAUGCCAGUAAAGGCAUUCCCGCCGAGGCAUUCAAAAAGAAACUGGACGCGGCCGCCUUGAUUGUGAAGACUUGUUACUGCGAACUUCCGAACUACGAUGUUCUCGUUGCUGCCCUUCUUGAACACGGCUUAAAGGAGCUAUCGAAGCAUUGCCAUAUCACUCCCGGCGUUCCAUUGAAACCAAUGUUGGCUCAUCCUACGAAAGGCGUAGAGGAAGUGUUCAAAAGAUUUGAAGAUGCUUCGUUCACUUGUGAAUAUAAAUAUGACGGGGAAAGAGCGCAGAUUCAUGUUCUAAAUAGGAACGAUAUUCGAAUAUACAGUCGUAACCAGGAAAAUAACACUUCAAAAUAUCCGGAUGUUGUUGCCCGAAUGGCCAAGGUUUUGAAAGAAGAUGUGACUUCUUGUAUAAUUGAUUCGGAGGCUGUUGCAUGGGAUCAAGAAAAGAAACAGAUUUUGCCUUUUCAAGUCUUGAGUACAAGAAAGAAAAAGGAUGCGGAAGCUUCCGAAAUCAAAGUUCAAGUGUGUAUUUAUGCUUUUGAUCUCCUUUAUCUCAACGGAAAGUCCUAUGUUAAAGAACCUUUUAAAGUUCGACGCGACAUCUUGAGAUCAUCUUUGAAUGAAAUUGACGGAGAAUUCAUUUUUGCCAAGUGCAUAACGUCGACCGAUACGGAUGAUAUUGCGGAGUUUUUAGAUGAAUCAAUUAAAGGAAACUGUGAAGGUUUAAUGGUAAAGACGCUGGAAGUUGAUGCGACCUAUGAAAUCGCGAAACGGUCGCAUAACUGGCUAAAGCUGAAGAAGGAUUAUCUGGAGGGUGUUGGGGACACGUUGGAUCUGUUGGUGAUAGGAGGGUACAUGGGUAAAGGCAAGCGAGCAGGACGCUAUGGUGGUUUCUUGGUUGCUUGUUAUGAUGAAGAUAAAGAAGAAUAUCAAUCAUGCUGCAAGGUUAGUACUGGAAUGAAAGAUGAGGAUCUUGAUAGACAAUACACUAUUCUUCAAGAAUACAUCAUUGGUCAACCAAAACCUUAUUAUCGUUUUGAUUCAAGCAUUGAGCCGGAUGUUUGGUUCGAUGCUGUCAAGGUUUGGGAAAUAAAAUGUGCUGAUCUUUCCAUCUCUCCCGUUCACAAAGCGGCUGCAGGCAUAGUAGACGCUGAAAAAGGAAUUUCUUUGCGCUUUCCGAGGUUUAUCCGAGAGCGUGACGACAAAAAGCCCGAGCAGGUUACGAGCAGCGUUCAGAUCGCUGACAUGUAUCGUAAUCAAGACACAGUAAAAAACAACCGCGAAGCCUCGGACAAGACAAACAAGGAUGACUAUGACGAUUUUUACUGAAAAAGCAAGGUUACGAAAACUAAAGUUCAUGUGUAAUUUCCGAUGUAAUCUCAUAUGAACUAAUUUUGACUUAAGGCGGCUGUUUUCCCGAAUUCAAUUCCUACAGCAUUCAAACGUUAACAGGAACUUAUGAAGAUCAUUAUUUUGUCAAAUAUAGAACGCUUGUAACUCGUUCAUUUCCCCCCGAUAGUUCCAUGUGAGAUUCGUACUGAGAAACGGGCAUCGAGACAGCUAGAAGCGGAUGCAAUUACUAACAUUACCCAGCUUGUGGGCGUAGAUGACGUCAGUAUUCCAGUUUUAGAUAAUCGACUUAUCAUUGAGUGGCGUAAGAACGUCUGCCUAAACUUAACUGACAGCGAUUACACAAAUUGAUCGUGACUGCCGCUUGAGUGUAUACAAACUGAUAUCUAUUAUUGGAAAAUAUAUUCAAGUUUCCUUUAGUAAAAAUGCAUGUGUUUUAUUGUGAUGCUCUGUGAAAUGUUUUGUUGACACUUUUGAUCAAUUGCGAAUGCUUUUGUUUCCGAUGAAAAUAAUUAAAUUACUGAGACGCAUUACGAAAGCGUCACAAAAGGGACAGCCCAACUUUCGAUAUGACGUCAGUUUUAAAGUUUAAUCUCCAGUUGUUGCCCUUCUCUUUGGUUGAAACGCGUUUUUUUAAGUUCAUUUUCGCAGUGCAUACUUUUAUUUAGAACCUAUACAAAGAAUUGUAAUUCUUAUGAAUGUGACCUUAAAGGAAUUCCAAUGAAUAACAUUUGUGAAAAGCACGUGCGCCUCCGACAAAAAUAGCAAGUUUAUAUAAGAUAAUAUUCAAGAUUGUAUGUCUGUUAAAACGUCAAAUUUUACCGAAAGAAGUCUAGAUAUUUUACUUCUGUAAUAACUUUACACUGUAGUCAAAAGAGAGGACAUGUACAGUAUAUGUUCGCGUAUUAUAUUGUAGAUGAUGAUAAUCUUUGAAA